AUGUUUCCGGGAGGCGAUGCUGACAGAGCAAUCAUGGACCUUGCUAUUGUGGCAUUUUGGGGAAUGGCGAGAUUGGGGGAGCUAACUUACGAAAAAACUACGGGUGACCUCAAUAAAUCGGACUCCGUGUUAACGUCAGACGUUCGACUCGUGAAAUCGGCUAUCGGAGAGAAAGUGAUACUUUCUAUACGAAACGCAAAGACAGCGGAACCGGGGAAACCUCAAGAAAUUGUCUUACAUAGCUUAAAGAAUAUGUUAUGUCCAGUUUUGGCGAUCAAAAGACGGAUAGAAGAAGCGAAAGGACACAACACGUCUUUGUUUGGCUUUAACCGAGAUGGAGAUCGAAAACAUCUCACGAGGUCUAUCGCGGUUAAUAGGAUUCAACUAGUACUUAGGACCGGCGGUUUUGAAGGACUUCUUGGGCACUCAUUUAGAGUAGGAGGAGCGUCACUACGAUAUGCGUUGGGCACCCCAGUAGAGGAAAUUUGUGUCCUCGGACGCUGGGUAUCAAACUGUUAUAGAUUAUACAUUAGAGAGUAUAGCGCAGAAGAUACAGCCAACAGCAAAAGAAUUAUAGAUGAGUUGAAUGAGUUGUGGAAAGAGGAUUAG
Messenger RNA from Puccinia graminis f. sp. tritici CRL 75-36-700-3, 609 nucleotides. RefSeq lists its product as uncharacterized. The transcript has a single exon. NCBI's taxonomy places the organism in Eukaryota, Fungi, Basidiomycota, Pucciniomycetes, Pucciniales, Pucciniaceae. Gene Ontology annotation, biological process: DNA integration; DNA recombination. Gene Ontology annotation, molecular function: DNA binding. The coding region runs from base 1 to 609 and encodes 202 amino acids. The record is from RefSeq and is a predicted model, not a curated record.